Messenger RNA from Striga hermonthica, 2475 nucleotides. Lineage: Eukaryota; Viridiplantae; Streptophyta; Magnoliopsida; Lamiales; Orobanchaceae. The record is from the annotation of a GenBank genome assembly.
AUGUUCAAAUUCUUGAAAGGAGUGGUUGGCGGAUCGGGUCCGGGCCUCAAGGAUCUGCCAUAUAACAUUGGGGAACCGUACUCUUCAGCAUGGGGCUCCUGGGUGCAUCAUCGUGGCACCUCCAAGGAUGAUGGGGCUCCUGUCUCAAUAUUCUCUCUUUCAGGGAGCCAUGCGAACGAUGGACCUCUAAUUGCUGGUCGUAAUGGUGUCAAACGCCUUCGAACGGUCAGACAUCCAAAUAUUUUGUCAUUUUUGCACAGUACGGAGGCUGAAAUCUUGGAAGGUUCUAGUGCAAAGGUUACCAUCUAUAUUGUGACGGAGCCUGUUAUGCCGCUUUCUGAAAAGAUCAAGGAAUUGGGUUUAGAGGGCAGCCAAAGGGAUGAAUAUUAUGCAUGGGGACUGCACCGGAUAGCUAAAGCUGUGAGCUUCUUAAAUAAUGAUUGUAAAUUGGUUCAUGGUAAUGUUUGUAUGGCUAGUGUUGUCGUCACUCAAACAUUGGACUGGAAACUCCAUGCGUUUGAUGUUUUGUCUGAGUUUGACGGGAAUAGUGAAGCUUCUGCUGGACCAAUGCUUCAAAAUGAAUGGCUAAUUGGUUCACAAUACAAACCAACAGAGUUGUUAAAGUCUGACUGGUCAGUAAUCAGAAAGUCACCACCUUGGGCUACAGAUUCUUGGGGUUUGGGAUGCCUAAUAUAUGAACUCUUCUCUGGCCUGAAGUUGAGUAGAACUGAGGAUUUACGAAACACCACCAACAUACCCAAGUCUUUACUUCAAGAUUAUCAGCGUCUGUUGAGUUCAAUGCCAUCCCGCAGAUUGAAUCCCUCUAAACUUCUGGAAAAUAGCGAGUAUUUUCAAAAUAAGUUGGUGGAGACCAUACAGUUUAUGGAAAUUCUUAACUUGAAGGACAGUGUGGAAAAAGAUAAUUUUUUCCGUAAGCUUCCAAAUCUCGCAGACCAGCUACCACGCGAGAUUGUGCAGAAAAAGCUGCUUCCAUUGCUAGCAUCUGCAUUAGAAUUUGGCUCAGCUACUGCGCCUGCGUUGACUGCACUGUUGAAAAUGGGAGCUUGCCUUUCAGCAGAAGAAUAUGGUCUUAAGGUAUUACCAACUAUUGUCAAGCUUUUUGCAUCUCAUGAUCGUGCUAUUCGCGUUGGGCUUCUUCAGCACAUUGACCAAUAUGGCGAGUCAUUAUCUGCGCAAAUUGUUGAUGAACAAGUUUAUAAUCAUGUUUCCAAUGGGUUUUCCGACACAUCUGCUUUUCUGCGGGAGUUGACGCUGAAAUCUAUGCUUGUUCUGGCUCCUAAGCUCUCGCAGCGGACAAUAUCAGGGUCAUUGUUGAAGUACCUUUCAAAGUUACAGGUUGAUGAAGAACCAGCAAUACGGACAAAUACGACCAUAUUGCUUGGAAAUAUUGCCAGUCACCUUAAUGAAGGGACAAGGAAAAGGGUACUCAUAAAUGCAUUCACAGUUCGAGCUUUGCGUGAUACAUUCUCUCCUGCCAGAGGAGCAGGUAUUAUGGCUCUGUGUGCCACUAGUUCUUAUUAUGAUGCCACUGAGAUUGCUACCAGAAUUUUGCCAAACAUUGUUGUCCUGACAAUUGAUCCAGACAGUGAUGUUCGAUCAAAAGCAUUCCAAGCAGUUGAACAGUUUUUGCAACUGGUGAAGCAAUACCAUGAGAAGACAACAACUGGGGAUGUCACAGGUACAGGCACGGGGAUUUCAUCAAUUCCUGGCAAUGCAAGUUUACUUGGAUGGGCUAUGAGUUCUUUGACUAUGAAAGGCAAACCUUCUGAGCAGAGUACACUGGCUUCAUCAAACACAAGUGCACCUCUUGCAUCUUCCACCUCUAAUGCCAGUUUCGUGAUGGAGGAUGCAAGUAUAGCGCCAGUCCGCGUGAGUUCCAAGACUGACUCAAGUCAUUUUGUUGAUCACAACCGACCUCCAUCCCCAGCAUCGACUGAUGGGUGGGGAGAACUCGAAAACGGCAUUCCUGGAGAAAAUGAUAGUGACAAAGAUAGCUGGGAUGACAUGGAACCACUCAAGGAGGCGAAACCUUCCCUUGCUCUUGCAAACAUCCAGGAAGCUCAAAAGCGGCCAGUCUCUUUGCUGAAACCACAAGUUCUGAAUUCAAGACCUAAGAGCAGCACACUAAAGCCGAGUAAAGGCGAUGAUGGUGACUUGUGGGGUGCUGCAGAGGACCCUACUCCUAAAUCCAUGCCCAAACCCUUAAUUGGACAAACUGACAGAGUAGUCAAUGACGAUGACCAUCCUCGUGCUGCCUCGAUUCCCAAGACUUCAUCCAAUUCGCUGAAUUUGAAAUCUGGUGGGUCAGCGGAUGACCACCUCUGGGCCUCCAUUGCAGCUCCUCUACCUUCAGCCGGGCAGAAGCCUUUGUUGGCUGGACGAAGUCGGACAGGCAAACCUGCUGUUCCAAAGUUGGGUGCUCAAAGGAUAAACAGAACAUCCUCAGGGAUGUAA